Molecule: messenger RNA, 977 nt
Organism: Thunnus maccoyii (southern bluefin tuna)
Lineage: Eukaryota; Metazoa; Chordata; Actinopteri; Scombriformes; Scombridae
Product: complement C1q-like protein 2
Exons: 3
Coding region: 69-557 (162 amino acids)
Molecular function (GO): protein binding
Source: RefSeq, a predicted model, not a curated record
AUAAAACGUCAAAUGAUGUUAUUUUCCAGGAGAAUCUCAUAAAAAGACUGAAAUACUGGAGAUGAUUAAUGGAGUCUUUCUGUGUUUUUCUAGGUGUGGAGGAGAGACUGAAGUCCACAGAGAAGCAGCUGAAGGAGAUGAGAGAUGUACCAAAGGUGGCGUUCGCCGUUUCUCUGGGCGGUAACGGCCUUCAGAAGACGACGUCAGGAAGCCAGAAACUCAUCUACAAAGACGUCCUGACCAACAUCGGACAGACGUACAACUCAGAGACCGGUGAGUUCACAGCACCUGUUCGUGGCGUCUACUACGUCCGUUUCACCGCCAACGCCCCCACCGACUUCCCCAUGAGCGCCGUGCUCUACAAAAACGACGCUCAGAUCCAGCUGAUCGCCCACGAGCAGUCGUCCGGUGAGGGCAGCGACACGGCGUCCAACGGCGCCGCCCUGCUGCUGGAGGGAGGCGACAGACUCUCGCUGAAACUGUGGCACAACACUCAGAUCUGGGACAACAGCAACCACCACAGCACCUUCAGCGGCUUCCUGCUGUUCCCCAUGUGAGGAGCAACGUGAUGCCGGUUCACCGAAAACCAACACGGAACCAGAACUGGAUUACAGACUCUUUCCUGACUCACUGCAAAACUACCAUCAAGACCUCUAAUCAUCGUCACUUCAGAGGAUAUUUCUCUUGGUUGUUUUCUACUUUUGAACAAAAACAAUCAAAUAUUCUGACUUGAACUUCAUCCUCUGACGUUCUCGUUCUUCAUAUUUCACAUUAAAGAGAUUUAGAUUUGGAAAACGUGGCUCACAAACCGUCUGAUACACCAGAAGCUGCUGAGUUCAUUUACAGAUUUAUGCUGUAAAAACUCUUGAAACUGUACUGAAAGAAAAACCUGAAACGUGAAGGAACCGAGCAGCAGCUGCAGGUCUAUGGAAGGUUUAAAAUGACUACAUGAAAACAAAUAAAUAAACUGAAACACA